This is a messenger RNA of Schizosaccharomyces octosporus yFS286, 2663 nucleotides long. RefSeq names its product SCY1 protein kinase Ppk3. Gene Ontology annotation, molecular function: protein kinase activity; ATP binding. Gene Ontology annotation, cellular component: cytoplasm. Lineage: Eukaryota; Fungi; Ascomycota; Schizosaccharomycetes; Schizosaccharomycetales; Schizosaccharomycetaceae. The record is from RefSeq and is a predicted model, not a curated record. The transcript has 13 exons. Gene Ontology annotation, biological process: tRNA export from nucleus; protein phosphorylation. Bases 659 to 2572 code for a protein of 637 amino acids.
GUGAUUAUAGCAGUUUGGUAUACUGAGUCAUUUAAGAAUAACAGAAACAUAUGGCUACGAUACUUACUGAAACUAUUGUUCAAUCUUUUCCUUUUUAUUCAGUUACGAUUUCGAAUAGAAAAAAAAGAAGGCUAUGACCGUGCCAAGACUCGAACUUGGGACCGUCUGCGAACAUCAAAUGUUAAGCAGAAAUUAUAACCAUCUAAACCACACGGCCUUCGUUGUGUAAUUUGAAGAUAAAAGUCCUCUAAAAUAAGUGUGUAAACAAUGCACUGAUGAAAUUGUAGCAGAUGUGCUAACGAAAUUACAUGAAAGGAUAUGUUUUACCAGGUAUAUUUUUAUCAAAAGGGUGAAAGAUAAAAGUAGCAGUUUGUUGUCCUUGUCUCUUUUAAUGAGUUGGAAUCUAUGGCUUGCGCGUUUGCAAGCACCCUCACUAAACUUUACGAAUAAGAUACCAAAGACAUUACCUUUCAAGCCUUCCAAAGGUCCCUUGUAUAUCGUUUUCUAAGGGGGUUUUAAAGAAUUAUAAAUUAUAUAUUUAGAUGGUUUAUUGCUGUCCGUCCUGAUUGCUAAUCUCCAGACCCGUAGAAUCUGCAUUAUUUGAAUUCUUUUCAGGGCUUACUUACACCAAGUAACUGUGAAGCGUUAAAUUUAUCAAAUGGAUUUUCUAAAGUCUGCAGCAUCACUCAUUUCAAAGGCAAACUUUAUGUUUCCUUAUGAUCUAUAUGAAAAAGUGCCAUUGCCGACAGGAUCAUGGUGGACUUUACAUAACGGAAGAAUUAAGCAAACGGGUGAACAGUGCAGCAUCUUCUCUAUUCCGAUUACAGCAAACCCGGAAUUGGUAAAACUUACUGAACAAGCCGCUGAUCAGUUCAAAGUUAUCCGACAUCCUUGCAUCAUAAAAAUACUGGAAACUCACAAAGACUCUACCGCACUAUACAUAGCUACAGAGGUUGUGCGCCCGCUAAUAGAUGAAUUGGGUUCAUCUAAUAAUAACCAAAAACAAUGCGGUUUAUGGAGAAUAGCUUCCGCUCUAUCUUUCCUAGAAGAAAAAAGCUUAAUCCACGGAAAUGUUCAGAUGUCUUCCGUCUAUCUUAACGAAAGCUACGAAUGGGUAUUGGGAGACUUUUUUCUUGUUGGCUCUAAUUAUGAUACCUUUAAAAAAAAUUUCCAGAUACUUAAUCCCUUCAAUUCUUUAGCCUCUUCUAGUGUAAGGGAACUUGUUUUACAUCGAGAAUAUUCUCAGGUAGAUUGCAUCGAGUUUACUUAUUUGGCCUACCAGGUUUUCGAUUCGAUAAACGAUAAAGCCGUUGACUUUAACCAAAGAGAAAACGUGCCUGCUAAUAUGCAUGGUUCAUUGAAGAAGUUAAUUUCGCAGGGUUCUAAACAAAGGAUUAGUAUAUCUGAAUUUUUACGACUUGGUGAAAGACCCGGUGGUUUCUUUCGAUCCAAUUUUAUUGUCUUGGUGAAUAUGAUUAACAAAAUGCAAAUCCACGACCCAGCUGAUUGUCAAAAGUUUUUUGAUUUGCUUAAAACUAAUUUAACUUUCCUAUCUUCGAAUUAUCUUCAAAAAAAAGCACUGCCUCUGAUUUUUUUGAGUCUGAAGUCUGAUGCAUUCGCUAAUGCAUCGGAACUUCUAUUUUCAAUUGCAUAUACUAUAAAAAAUAAUAAGGAUUUUGAAAAAGACUUCGGAAUUCCGUUCCUAUCGUGCCUGAAAACUGUCAAUAAUAGAGUACGGACUUUGCUGGUUGAUGCAUUGUAUAAACAUAACGAUUUACUACCGCCUGUUUUAACCAGCGAUGAUGCCUUUUUAUUAUACUGCAACUUUGUCAAGUUUAAUGACGCAAAACUAAAGUUCUCUGCAAUUUUGCUUUACUCCGCCAUAGCUUCAAAAAUUUCCAAAAAAGCAUUAAAUAACGACCUAUUGCGCACACUCGCUUUAUUACAAAAUGAUGCUCAACCUUCUAUUAGGAUCAAUUCGAUCAUAUGUCUAGGAAAGAUUUCAGAGCUGUUGGACCAACAAAUUCGCACACGUGUCUUGGUGGCUGCAUUGUCUAAGUCACUUAAAGAUCCUAUUGCCGAUGCCCGAAAAGCUACUUUGGAUGUCAUGCUAGCCACAGCAGCCUAUUUUUCAGUAAAGGAACUGGCAUCAAAGCUCCUUCCAUGUGUAGUACCUCUAUUGGUGGAUGAUAAUGAGUCUAUAUGCGUUUCAUCCGAAGAAGUAACCCAGAAAUUUCUAAACCGAAUUAAAGACUAUAAUGAAGGACGAGAUGAAAAUAUGAGUGAUGUUCCUAGCAAAUCAUUUCUCAACAUUUUCUUCCGUCCAGCUUCCACGCCUCGACCAAAAGAAAGCAGCACCAAUCUAUCUGAAGGAGUCCAUAAUUCUCGAGAGUUUACUAGUAAUGAAGAUACCAAAUGGCGCCCUGAAAAUACUGCUCUAAAUCGGGGAAAAUCUAAUGCUGUUUCGUUAGCCGACGAAACCGAGGAUCAACUUGAUGAUGAAUGGAUGCAAGAUUGGGAUGACAAUGUAGAAGACGAUUUAAGCAGCGAAGUUAAUAAUUGGGGGUUAUAGUGCUAACAAACAUCUUCUACUUGUAUGAAUCACAAAAAGAACUACUAUGGUAUGUGAAAGUGAUACCAAAUACAGAUAUAAUAGUUCAAUA